Messenger RNA from Bufo gargarizans (Asiatic toad), 2142 nucleotides. It is a transcript of the gene SLC11A2, whose product is annotated as solute carrier family 11 member 2. Gene Ontology annotation, molecular function: manganese ion transmembrane transporter activity; iron ion transmembrane transporter activity; cadmium ion transmembrane transporter activity. Gene Ontology annotation, cellular component: plasma membrane. Gene Ontology annotation, biological process: metal ion transport. The transcript has 18 exons. NCBI's taxonomy places the organism in Eukaryota, Metazoa, Chordata, Amphibia, Anura, Bufonidae. The record is from RefSeq and is a predicted model, not a curated record. The coding region runs from base 106 to 2103 and encodes 665 amino acids.
UGUGACCAGAUGGCGAAUCUGAUCCUGCAGAGUCUGCUCGGUCACGGAGCUAACAGACUUUAACAUACCGUCUAACACAUCUUCAUAAACAUCUUUCCGUUUGCUAUGAUAAAUCUCCAAGAAAUCCUCCUGCUGUUUUGGAGUCCAAAAAUACCGGAUCAGCAAUUGUCUGGGGAAAAAAUACCUACGGAAACACAAAACUGGAACAUGCCAGCCAAUGAUUGCCAGAAAAAAGAGGGCUUAUCUACAGGGAGGAGCCACCCCACUAGUGAAAUAGGGGCUGAGUAUCAAAGUCAGAGGAUGGAGAACCUACCCGAGAGCAAGACCAUGGGAGGAAAAAAGUCUGCAUCCCCUCCAUGUGAACUCGUUAAUGUUGCCUCUUCAAAAGAAAGCGAGUUACCUGUAACAAGUGCCACCAUGUCUGACCAGAAUUACCAAAAUUUAGACGAAAGUGAAUCAGCAGACUUUGGAUCUAAAACAGACAUCUCAGAUGGCAUUAUCGAGCCAGUCAUCCAGGGUGAACCAUUUGCAACCUAUUUUGAUGAGAAGAUACCCAUCCCAGAAGAUGAGGUGUACUCUUGGUUCAGUUUCCGGAAGCUGUGGGCCUUCACCGGACCGGGCUUCUUGAUGAGCAUUGCCUAUCUGGAUCCAGGAAACAUUGAAUCUGAUUUACAGUCUGGCUCUGUAGCUAACUUCAAGCUACUGUGGGUUCUUCUGUUUGCCACCAUUAUUGGCCUCCUUCUGCAGCGUCUGGCAGCUAGGUUAGGAGUAGUGACCGGACUUCACUUAGCAGAAGUAUGCAACAGGCAGUAUCCAAAGGCUCCCCGCAUACUCUUAUGGCUUAUGGUGGAGCUAGCUAUCAUUGGAUCAGAUAUGCAAGAGGUCAUUGGUUCAGCUAUUGCUAUCAACCUUCUGUCUGUGGGAAUAAUUCCAUUGUGGGGAGGAGUGUUGAUUACAAUUGCAGACACGUUUUUCUUCCUCUUCCUGGAUAAGUAUGGUUUGCGGAAAUUGGAAGCGUUGUUUGGGAUACUGAUUACAAUAAUGGCAAUAACGUUUGGCUACGAGUAUGUGCGUGUCAGUCCCGAUCAAGGAAAACUUCUUAAGGGCAUGUUUUUUCCUUACUGUGAUGGCUGUGGAACCCCUCAACUUGAACAAGCAGUGGGAAUAGUGGGAGCUGUCAUUAUGCCUCACAAUAUGUACUUACAUUCAGCCUUGGUCAAGUCCAGAGAAAUAAAUCGUUCUAACAAGAAAGAAGUGAGAGAGGCCAACAAAUAUUUCUUCAUCGAGUCCAGCGUAGCCUUAUUUGUGUCUUUCCUCAUCAACGUCUUUGUGGUGGCAGUGUUUGCUGAGGCCUUCUAUGGGAAAACCAAUGCAGAAGUGUUUACCGAGUGCUUUAACCAGACCACUGGUGGCCAAAGUUAUUUAUUUCCCAACAACACAGAUACUUUGAAAGUGGACAUUUACAAGGGGGGUGUCAUUCUAGGCUGCUAUUUUGGACCUGCUGCUCUUUAUAUUUGGGCAGUGGGGAUAUUGGCUGCAGGUCAAAGUUCAACUAUGACUGGCACUUACUCUGGACAGUUUGUUAUGGAGGGUUUCCUUAACUUGAAGUGGUCACGAUUUGCCAGGGUGAUCCUUACUCGAUCUAUUGCAAUUACUCCCACUUUGCUUGUUGCCAUUUUUCAAGAUGUUGAGCACCUAACAGGGAUGAAUGAUUUCCUCAAUGUGCUUCAGAGUCUACAGCUUCCAUUCGCUUUGAUACCAGUCCUGACCUUCACCAGUCUUCGGCCUGUGAUGAAUGACUUUGCGAAUGGACUGGGAUGGAAGAUUGCUGGCGGUAUCCUCAUACUAUUAGUAUGCUGCAUAAACAUGUACUUUGUGAUAGUGUACGUGUCUUCUCUUGGUCAUGUGGGAUUUUAUGUAGGAGCAGCUAUCUUGUCCGUUGCCUAUCUAUGCUUUGUAGGAUAUCUGACAUGGCAAUGUUUGGUUGCUUUGGGCGUGAAGUUCCUCGAAUGCGGUCAGACGUUCAAUCUGGGGUUGACCACCUAUCCUGAGCUUUUCCUCUUGAAUAAUAUGGAGAAAGAAGACUUGCCCUCUCCCCGAUGAUGAUGGCAAUCACAUGGCACACUCAAGCCUGCUCUCAAC